Molecule: messenger RNA, 3125 nt
Organism: Coregonus clupeaformis (lake whitefish)
Lineage: Eukaryota; Metazoa; Chordata; Actinopteri; Salmoniformes; Salmonidae
Product: nuclear transcription factor Y subunit alpha
Exons: 10
Coding region: 760-1902 (380 amino acids)
Biological process (GO): regulation of transcription by RNA polymerase II
Cellular component (GO): CCAAT-binding factor complex
Molecular function (GO): DNA-binding transcription factor activity, RNA polymerase II-specific; RNA polymerase II cis-regulatory region sequence-specific DNA binding
Source: RefSeq, a predicted model, not a curated record
GCCCUAUGGUAGUUGUCAGCACGGAUUGGUUUGUCAUUGACCAACCAAAUUACUAACUCUACAAAAUACAGGAAUCGAACGUUGAAGCAUAUCAACGUUGUAUUUUUUGAACUGUAAAGAUUUCAGUAUGAUUUUAGUACAACAAAUUCCGUGCUACAUAACCGGGGGGGCGACUGAGACAUAUUUGCAUGAUACAACGUACAACGUUAGCUUUGAAUAAAUCCAAUAAAUAAUAUGCUGUUUUGUAACAUUCAUGCAUUUUCAACAUGCAUCCGUUCUUUAUGUGAGCCUUUACAGCCCACUGAGAUAACAUGCUAGCUAAGCUAACUAGCUAGUCAACUAUCCAGCCAGCCAGUUACCUAAUGUAAUAUUUGCGCCUUAUCUCAAGCUAGCUAACGUUAGCUGUGAAGCUAGCAACAGUAAAGCUAGCGAACAACAAAGACAAAACAAAGCACACGCUGCAAGAUGUCCUUCAACAAAUCUUAACGUUAUCUAGCAUUUGUAUUCGUUUGCUGCAUUAUGUACUAUGUAGCCCAUUCUGUUGAUUUCAGAAAUGUCAAAAUCAAACAAUUUUAUUUGUCACAUACAAAUAUUAAGCAGAUGUUAUUGCGGGUGUAGCGAAAUGCUUGUACUCGACGAUGUACUCCCCUCCCCUCAGCUAAAUCAUUACAUGAGGAACAAGACCCGGAAAACACAUGAUUCUUUGAACGCGUGUGUUCCACAAAUCCCCUGAAAUGGAAGGACUGUGACUAACUGACCAUGGAGUACACCACCGCCACCACCUCGACUGGGGAGCAGAUAGUCGUGCAGACAUCCAAUGGACAGAUCCAACAACAGACUCAGGGCACAGUGACGGCUGUGCAGCUGCAGACCGAGGCGCCGGUAUUGACGGCCUCUGGCCAGCAGGUGCAGACACUCCAGGUCCAGGGCCAGCCCCUGGUGGUGCAGGUGAGCGGAGGGCAGCUGAUCACGUCGUCAGGGCAACCCAUCAUGGUGCAGGCUAUGGGGGGGGGGCAGGGACAGACCAUCAUGCAGGUGCCAGUGUCUGGAGGACAGGGACUUCAACAGAUCCAGCUACAGGGUGGACAGCAGAUCCAGCUGCAGAACGGUCAGACGAUCCAUCUAGGGGGACAGCAGAUCCAGCUGCAGAACGGACAGAUGUUACAGCUAGGGGGACAGCAGGGUCAGCCCCAACAGAUCAUCAUCCAACAGCCACAACAAGCCAUCACAGCCGGACAGAACCAGGGCCAGCAGAUCCAGCUGCAGCAGGGCCAGCAGAUCCAGCUGCAACAGGGCCAGCAGAUCCAGCUGCAACAGGGCCAGCAGCUGGCGCAGACGGCUGAUGGACAGACCAUCGUCUACCAGCCAGUCAACGCAGACGGCACCGUCCUUCAACAGGGAAUGAUCACCAUCCCAGCAGGCAGCCUGGCGGGGGCCCAGAUGGUACAGGCAGGGGGGGCCAACACCACCACCACCAACAGUGGACAGCAGGGCACUGUGACCGUCACCCUGCCGGUCUCAGGCAACAUGAUGAACGCUGGUGGCAUGGUCAUGAUGAUGCCUAGUGGGGGUGCGGUGCCUGCUAUGCAGCGUAUCCCUCUACCUGGGGCUGAGAUGUUAGAGGAGGAACCGCUGUACGUCAACGCUAAACAGUACCAUCGCAUCCUGAAGAGAAGACAGGCCCGCGCCAAGCUGGAGGCAGAGGGCAAGAUCCCCAAGGAGAGAAGGAAAUACCUGCAUGAGUCCCGUCACCGCCAUGCCAUGCAGCGCAAGAGGGGAGACGGAGGACGCUUCUUCUCUCCCAAGGAGAGGGAGGAGAUGGCCCUGGCCCUCGCCCAGCAACAGGCAGAGCUGGCCGCCCAGGCAGAAGACUCUGUAGCCCAGAUGGUCCGUGUUUCAUAGCAUUCUACACACCGACGAUGUCUUCCUCCGUCACUAGGCUAGGGCGAUAUACCGUAUCCCGGGUAUUUCUAAAUACCGACAGUAUGAUUUUCAAUACCGUUUAAAAAAUAUAUAAUCAUAUUUUUGUUUGGGGCGGCGUGCUACGCCACUGCUUAUAACUAGAACUUUAGUUUAACUAUAAGAAAUCUAAAAUGUGUCAAUUAAAUGAUAUCCUGUUCAGGGCACCAGCUAUGCAUUUGGUUUGCUAACUUGCUAGCUAAGUGGCCAGAUGUCAAGAUACAUCUUCUUGGUUACUGCAGACAUUCAUACCCCUCCUCAACCAUCCCGCCCAGAGGGAUACCUGACCCAGCUAGCCAGCACCCAGCUACACCACCUCUCCUCAUCCAAUAAUAAUAAUUGAUUGGAUUUAUAUAGCACUUCACCAUACACUCAAAGUGUUUUACAACGUAAGGGGUAAACUCAUCCAAGACAUCACCCACCACAGAUAUGGAGCUCCUAUCUGGGUGAUGCCACAGCAGCCAUUUUGCGCCAGAAAGCAUAAACCUUCCACCACCUCCUGCCCCUUACGCAACCACGUUAUCCCUACGACUGGGAUUUCUCAACGAGGGGUCACUAUGAAUGAACUUUAACCCUUGACCUGUUACUGGAACUGUAGUGCUCUGUCCUGGAAACAAAGACUAAGGUUACAACUAUGAGAUGUUUUACCUUCAUAAUACCCUGGUCAAUGACUUCAUGUUUGCUGAAGCGAUCAUAACUGAUGGUAGUUAGUUGCAGAAUACAUUUAGUUGGUCGUACAGGAGCUCAUUUUUUUGAUGUAUUUCACAAAUGCAAAGACUGUUUACAAAUUCAGCUGUAAGAGUCAAAAUUAUGGUACAGUUAUUUUUGCCCUCUAUGUAUCUUGUUUGUUGAAACAUGCGACAUCAUAGAAGCCCAGCCUUGGUCCAUAGGGAUUUUCUCAACUCAAAUAUUGAAACAAUUAAUGAAAAAUGGAUAUUCGUUAGAACGUUUUUGGAAGUGUUUUUCUCAUAGAGAAGCAUAGAGGAACAUUUGAAUUUCAGUUUACUUCCUGAAUUGAAAUGGAAUUGACCCCAACACUGCUUUUCAGAAGGCUUUUUCAAUAUCCAGUCCCCAGUUGUUUGUACAGGGAAUGUACAGUCGUGGUCAAAAGUUUUUGAGAAUGACACAUAUAUUAAUUUUCACAAAGUCUGCUGCCUCAGUUUUUA